Molecule: messenger RNA, 2297 nt
Organism: Talaromyces proteolyticus
Lineage: Eukaryota; Fungi; Ascomycota; Eurotiomycetes; Eurotiales; Trichocomaceae
Product: Sodium/calcium exchanger protein-domain-containing protein
Exons: 11
Coding region: 412-2103 (563 amino acids)
Biological process (GO): intracellular calcium ion homeostasis; calcium ion transmembrane transport
Cellular component (GO): fungal-type vacuole membrane
Molecular function (GO): calcium:proton antiporter activity
Source: RefSeq, a predicted model, not a curated record
CAAGGAAGGAGGGAGCCGAUUGAAUUUUGGGCCUUGAAACUGGGCAUGUCAGAGCGACCAAAAUACGGGCUCCGAUACCAGUCGAUCAAUCUGGUCAAUGACUUAUUUGCUGGUCGGUCAUCGCUCGACUCCCGCUAAUGUGACAGGUUGAUCGUCAUUAAUUAAUUAAUUAAUUAUCACGCCGGCGACUUGCUGUGGUUCGCGCUGCUGACUACAUUCUUUCACCCAAAUAUUGACACUGUCGCCGCUGUUCUGUUGCCAUCGCAGACUCACCAUUGUUUUCUUUCACCACCCCCUCCCAUUGAUUUCCUCAAAGAACUGCGACUUGCGACCACUGUUUACAACCCUGUUGACGCAUCGAAGAGCUGUAUCGUAAAUUUGUCAAUACGCAGCCACCCGACCUGGUGCAAGAUGCAUAGGUACCGCUCAUGGGCACGCCAUUCGGCCUGGUAUGAUGAAGAAGGAGAACAGGCCGCUAGCCACAACCCGUUUAAGAAGUUUCGCGCCAACAAGAGAGCUUCAGAGAACACCACGCGCCAACUGGAAGAGGGUUCAUUUCAACGUCGCGCUACAACAGGUAAUACCUACAUACGGACAGAACACCAGGGCCGCCAGGAACUGAAUGAAGAUCAUCAUCGUUUAGGGCACCCGGACACAUGGCCACCUGCUUCAGGAGGUACAGAGCUAGCACAACUUGGGGACGGACCAGUAUGGGAAGAAAACUCGGCACCCGCCAGCAGCCAGGGACCUAUCAACACCUCGCGCGGCCUAGAGGAGGAGACAAAACCCAGGCGUAGAAAGAUUCGUGGCCUGUUCAAAUCUGAAAGAGAACCCAUACCGGAGGAGGACGACGUGCAGAAGCCCCAUUUCACUGUCGCUAGCCAGCUGAGGGCUACUAUCUUCAAUUCAUGGAUCAACCUCUUGUUGGUUUGUGUGCCUGCCGGAAUUGCUAUUAAUUAUGUCGGUGUCAACAAAACUGCUGUCUUUGUUGUCAACUUUAUUGCUAUCAUCCCUCUCGCCGCAAUGCUCAGUUAUGCAACGGAGGAAAUUGCUAUACGGACUGGCGAGACACUCGGUGGUCUUUUGAAUGCGACUUUUGGUAACGCCGUUGAGUUGAUUGUCGCCAUCAUUGCCCUCGUCAAGGGCGAAGUCACAAUUGUUCAGACGUCUCUGGUUGGCAGUAUGCUUUCGAAUUUGCUUCUAGUCAUGGGCAUGUGCUUCUUCUUCGGUGGUCUCAAUCGUAUCACUCAGAACUUCAAUGAAGUUGUUGCGCAGACCGCAGCUAGUUUGUUGGCACUCGCGGUCUCCAGUCUGAUCAUCCCGACGGCAUUCCGUAAAUGGGCUGCAGGUGGUGCCAGUCACACCGAUGAACUAUCUCGAGGUACUAGCGUUAUCUUGCUUUUGGUUUAUGGGGCGUAUCUAUUCUUCCAGCUGAAAAGCCAUUCGGAAAUUUACAACAAGCCUAGCGAGAAAACAGAGAAGCGAAAGAAGUCGACUCGGUCCGAUGGCGACACUCACAAGGGACUGGCUGCGAUGGGACAAUUGGGCGCGAGCCUAGCUGGCCAAAGCACCUCGCCUGAGAUGCAUAAAGAUGAGGAAGAAGGGAGGGAAGACCAACCAGAGGAGCCACAACUUCAUUUUUACGUGGCCAUUCUCACACUGGUCAUAUCGACUGUAUUUGUGGCGCUGUGCGCAGAGUAUAUGGUGGAUGCUAUCGAUGCCAUCACAUCGGGAAACAGCGGCAUUUCGAAGACAUUUGUCGGGUUGAUCUUGCUUCCUAUUGUCGGUAAUGCUGCAGAGCACGCGACUGCAGUGACGGUGGCCUGCAAGGAUAAGAUGGAUCUCGCGAUCGGAGUGGCGGUAGGUUCGAGCAUGCAGAUUGCGCUCCUGGUGCUUCCCCUGAUCGUGGUGAUUGGCUGGAUUAUUGGAAACGAUGAUAUGACUCUCGACUUUGGCGACGGAUUCCAAGUGACGGUCUUGUUUGUGUCGGUUCUUUUAGUCAACUAUCUCAUCGCAGACGGCAAGUCGCACUGGCUGGAAGGUGUUUUGUUGAUGACGCUGUACAUCAUUAUCGCGAUUGCCGCGUGGUUCUACGAUUCUUAAUCUCCCAAAAUUUGAGGUUUCUCUUUCAUAUUUUUGUUUUAUAGACAUUUUUCUGCUGAGAAUGAUACCCCUUUCACCACCGGCAGUUGUUUGUUUCCUUAUCUUACCAUAUCUUACCAUUCUUUGAUGUUCCUAUUUCUUCUGAUGUACUUACUGUAUUAUCUUAAUAAGAUACAAAAUAAUUAUUUAUUCUA